UACAGUGUACGUAUUAGUUUAUCUCUGCAGAUGUUUCUUGCUUUCCUUUAGGAACAAAAUGUGCUUUAUUUUGAAGGACCAAAACGGAAGUUUGCGCUAAAUGGGUUCAAUGGAGCAGUUCGGAAAUAAAAGCAGCUGGCUCGCGCCGAGACCCGUCAGUUCGGACCGACGUCGUCCCAGACCUGCAGACCUCGUUUAUUUUCCAGUAGAUGAUCAAUAAUCAGCUUCAGACACAAAACUCUCCCACUCUGAAGCACCGGAAAUGGAAUGACGCGUGGCUCGUUGCUUCUGCUGAGUGGACGCUCGUCAUCAGAGGCCGUUGCUGUCUUGGGGACUAUUUACUUUAGUCUGAUGUCCACCUCCCACCGUCGGCUUCAGACGUGCAGACAGCCUCACCGCGGAGCAUCACGUUCACAGGGCUACCACUGAGAUGGCCCGGGCAGAGACAGUCAGAGACAACGAAACCGGAGGAAACAGCCCUCUACCAUGUCACAGCACCUGCAGCAUGGAGGUGCCCCACCCCCUCCACACCUGGCCCAACAUGCUCACGGCAGCUGCCAGAACCAGCAGGAGUGGGAUCGGACUCGGCGCUGUGCAUCUCCGCCACAACCAGCAUCACCUGGAACCUUUUCAGGCUCUAAACCGGCUGUACCUGAUGUCGUAUCCUCACCCAGAGGGCCAGCAGUUGUCACCAACACCUCCACCUGCACCUGCACCACCCUCCAACCAGAGGAACGAGAGUAGCCAGGAAAUAAAUGACUCGUUAGAUCUCUCAGAUUCAGACAAAGAAGAAGAGUCCCGGCACGUCUUCAGCAGACGGGGACCGCUUCCUGACCUGCUGCCCCAGAAUGAGCACCCGUCCAGGGUUCAAAUCCCUGGAGGAGUGGCAGUGCCGGAGCUGGACGUCCUGAGAGUGGCGCAGCAGCUGAGGACAGUCGGAGACGAGUUCAACGCCACAGUCCUCUGCAGAGCACUUGCUGCACCCCCCCACUGGGAGGACUGGAGGGACGUCUUCAGAGCAGUCCUCACCUUUGUCACCCAAGCACUCAGCACGCUCUGCAGGCGGACGUAGACCUCCCAUCCAGACUCCGCCUGGUUCUGACCUCUUCCUGCUGGACUUUGGUUAUGGAUGGGGUGGGGUGGGGGGGAAGAUCUGUAGAAUCUGGACCUGGUGGUCCGUCAGUCAGUCGGCUGGUCCGGCCUGGACCUGACGGACCAGCAGUUACCACCUGUACAUCUGUGAUAUUCUUCUGUUAUGUCUUUGUCUCGUCUCAGGUAGUUGUGUGUGUGUGUGUGUGCGUGCGCGCGCAUGUGUGUGUGUGUGUGAGACAGACUCUGCAGCCUGGGUCUUCUCUUUAGAAACUGUGAACUGGACUCUGGGUUUAAGUCCAGCUCAGAGCGAACCCCUCACCGAUCUGUUUCAUGGUGCCUUUCCGCCGGGGCUCCGCCUCCAGAACGGCGACAAUCAGACCCGAAGUGCUUCGGUUUUAUAAUCCUGCUGAGUAAAGAUGCUCGCCCUGAAAGUCUGGUCAUAAGAAGCACUCGUGUUCCUGGGUUCUGGGUUCAGCUCUAGCUGAUCAGCUGUAAAUAUUCCUCUGGGAGACGGGUCGGAGCGAUGCAGGGGCGGGGGUCUGAAGUUAAAUCCAGUGGAUUUGAGAAGGUAUUCCCAGAUCUGGACCUUUUGUAAAGUAUUGACCAUUUUCUUUUUUUCAUUGUAGUCGGAGAAAAAACUGAAAUAGUCAAAAAUGUAAUUUAUUUUGGAAACUAUAGCUUGUUUUAUGUAAAAUAAUUUAUUUUUCUAGGCUCUGACCACGUGUGGAAGAUUGAGUCAGCAGGAUGAAAGCAUGAAUGUCCCCAUCUGAAAGUGAUGAAUCAGCUGUGAUGAGUUCAGAUCAAAUAAAACAGCCAGUUGUCUGAAGUCAGGGUCGGGUUCUCCUAGUCUGUGUGUGAAGCAGCAGGUUCUGGUGUCUCCGCGGGUCGGACCCUUCUGGUACUGAACAUGUUAACACGUAUGUGCUGUAACAUACUUGAGCCUCAAAACGCCACAGUCAGGAUUUGGGUUUGACUCAGAUGUCUUGGUUAUUUUUGACGUUUGAAUCCUGGACGUGUGUCCAUCCCACGGGCAGAACCGCUGUGAUGCCACCCGUCUGAAGCAGGUCCACUCGCGGAGCUGCGUGUCAGUCAAACUGUGUUUGCAGUUUUUGUCUCAUGUAACAUUUUCCUUGGAUUUUGUACUUUUUUCUUUUUUACACAAUAAAAACAAACAAAACAGCA
This is a messenger RNA of Nothobranchius furzeri (turquoise killifish), 2274 nucleotides long. RefSeq names its product BCL2 binding component 3 (gene bbc3). The record is from RefSeq and is a predicted model, not a curated record. Lineage: Eukaryota; Metazoa; Chordata; Actinopteri; Cyprinodontiformes; Nothobranchiidae.